AUGCCGUCCAACUCCUCCGGGCGCAUCGCCAAGGUGCGAAAGAACAAGAAUCUGACACCGCACCAGAAGAAUCAUCGAUGGGAGUCUUUCAGCACCAAAAUCUCCAAGUUCAGUUCCCUGCAACCGUUGCGAAAAGUUCGACGCCAUGACCUCGAGACCGAAGACCUUUCGACAUCGACGUCGUACUUCCAGACUGGGCUGCAGAAAUGGGGAGAGCUCAAUGUCUCGAAGCCCUUCUCCGCCUUCAAGACAAAGGUGUAUCCGCUGUGCGAGAGCCUCCCUCAGCUCCUGCACUUCGAGCAGCGGAUAAUGGACCUUUUGGCCGAUUUCAUCUCAGGCCAAGACAAGGAAGCUCUGGAGCCUCUUCUGGAUCUUCUUACAGCAUUUUCACACGACCUGGGAGUCCGAUUCGAGAAACAUUAUGGGAGGAGUUUGGAUUUGAUGGUGGCAAUCGCCGCCAAACCUCAGCCUGUCGAGGUCAUUGAGUGGACAUUUGGCUCCCUCGCCUUUUUAUUCAAAUACCUCUCCAAGUUGCUCGUCCCGGACCUGCGACCGACAUUCAAGGUCAUGGCACCUCUACUCGGAAAGUCGCGACAUCCUCCUCAUAUCGCCCGAUUCGCCGCUGAAGCCUUGAGCUUCCUGGUAAAGAAGGCCGCCGCGCCGUCGCACCGUGAAACGGCUCUCAAGCGCCUGGUUGAAUGUGCGCGGGACGAUCUCAUCAGCAUCAAGUCUGACCGCCAGUUCACCCUCUACAAGGACGGAUUGAUGACCAUGUUCGCCGAGGCCAUCAAGGGUACAGACAACAUCAUCCACUCGACUGGUCCAACAAUUUUUGCCGCUUUGGUCGAUGCUAUCCCUGAGGAGGAGCGCAGCCUUGCAGAGGAGACUAUUUGGACUGAUGUCGUCUGUGGUGUGUUGACCAGCGUGAUUCACCAUGCGACUGUCGACACUUUUGGAGAGUUCGCCGAGGGAGUUCAUCAGUCGAUUCAAGCCAACAUAGAGCGCGUUUCCGCGGCUGAUCGUCAGUGGCAAGCAAUUCCUCUACUCAGGAUCUACGGCACCCUGGCUGGAGUUCGAAAGGGAUAUCGACUGAGCGACUGGGCUCCUCUUAUCCGCAACUUUGUCGAAAUGCUGUCGAAUGUUACUAAAGCGGCGCUCGAAGUGCCAAAGGAUGCCGAGAGUGUUGUGUGGAAGUCUGUUAUUGUCAACAUCGCCAUUGUAUGGCAUCACGCGCCGAUCGACGCAUUAAUACCCCAUAUUGUUUCUCUUACUCAAUCCCUGAGCCGGGAGCCGUUCAUGAAAUGGUUCAUCCCUUUCUGCUCAUACUUUUGCGAGCUGGAUGCUCAACGUUUCGGAAGUCUGUUCCGGAAUGAUUUCCAGAAGUUUAUUGCCAACCACUGGUCUGAAGGCCCUAAUGAGGACAUGCUAUGUGUCUUGUUGCCCAAGAUGAUCGAGAACCGCGCUUUUCCGCCCGCGGGCGAAAAGGACAGCUGCCGGAUGCCGCAAGCCUGGCAGGACCAGAUCGUUUCCAAGUUUGAGCGCUUGGAGAUCUCGCCUUUCCCUGAGAGGGGACCUUACAACAAGGAUCCUCAGGUCUGGAGGGACAGGUGUCUGCCAAAGUACUCUGCUCUGCUCCGAAUUCUGGAGCUGACCACAGUUCAUCCGUCCACAAACGCUCGCAUCGCCGAACUUUUACUCCGAAAACUCAAGUUGGCUCUGCGACCUUCCUCCUCUCUUGCAUCUGAUGAGGUUCACUUUAUUGUUGGCCAAGGAUUCCAUGCCUACCUUCGUAUGAGCAAGGCUGCCGGGUCUGUCGACAUUGCCUUAAGCCCUUUGCUGCGAGCUGCUGUACCACGCUUCGCACAGUCUAUUGGCUUCCUCCACGCCUAUCUUGCCUAUGAGGAGAUUCUUCGAAGCAAAGAGACGACUGAGAGACAAAGCAGCACAAGCAGUGAGGGUUCGACAAGCGAAGAAGAUCCAGUCAUCAAGUCAUUGAUUGAGAACCUGAGCUCUCCGUCUCACGAAAUUCGCCUGGCAUCUUUGGAGCUGCUCAAGACACUCAACCCGGUUACAGAUACCUUCAACAGCGUUGACACUAUGAUCGAAGUUGAGCAGACUCCCCUGGGCCUCGCACACACAAGAACAAUUGCUAUGCACCUUCGCAAGCUGGGUCAGAAUUACGCGUCAUUUGAGGACAAGUCGUGGCUGCAGCAAGCAGUUCCGUCUUUCCUUUACGGUAUGCUGACAGUCAAGCUCUCGCCCGUCUGGGAUGAUUCCGUGGAGACAAUGAAACAAAUCACCCAAACCAAGGCUGGAGAGGAAGCAGUCUGCGAGGUUGCUUUCCGCUGGCUCAAGGUUCCUUCGGCUCGCUGGGGCCCUUCACAAUCAGAAACCCACUCUUCGGGUCCAACUUUUGUUUCCGACUUUGAAUGCACCGCAGUUCGCCGGCUUGGAGAAGUUGCCGAUGAGGUGGAAGAGGCCAUUGACCGCCCAGAUGACUUGAUGCUGCAAAGUUUCGACGAGAAGCAACGGACAGCAGAGGUUGCGGCUGGUAACUCUAGAUCCCGCGCGCUCAAAGUGUUCAACGCGAUCCCUGCUAUUGCAGAGAGAAGGUCUCGUCAACUUGUUCCACACUUUCUCGCAUGGGCGCGCGACGACGACCGAACCCCUGACUCGGCUGAUGAGCAAGACACCUCUGAAGGCGCUACCUGGUCUCUCGCGGAUCGCAAAGCCAUGGUUGGCGUAUUUUCGCAGUUCAUCAACCCUCGAGUCCUGUACCAGCACGAAGAAGUCUAUGCUGCACUUCUUCAGCUGAUGGAGAAUGGUGAUGUUGAAGUUCAGAAGGUCACUCUCAAGGCUAUCCUUGCGUGGAAGCAAGAAGCCAUCAAGACCUACCAAGAAAACCUCGAGUUUCUCCUUGACGAAGCUCGGUUCAAGAACGAGCUUACUGUCUUCCUUCAGGAUGACAGUGCCAUCAAGGCGGAACACCGAUCCGAGUUGAUGCCUGUCCUCCUUCGAUUGCUCUAUGGUCGAACCAUCUCCAAGAAGGGCGCGGCGAGUGGUCGCCACGGACUUCACGCAACCAGGCUUGCUGUCUUGCGAAAUCUCAGCGUUGAGGAUAUGGGCAGCUUUUUGGACAUCGCCACCGGAAAGCUGAAGGAUGUCAAGGUUGUCGGCGCAUCCAAGAAGAUAUUUGACGAACCCCUGCUCCCUGUUCGAAAGCAAAUGGGCUUCCUCAACAUGAUUUCCUCUGUCAUCUCCGAGCUUGGAAACAACGCAACGCCCUAUGUCGAAACCCUCCUCAAUGCAGUUCUUUACUGCCUUGUUUUCGCCUGUCGACAACUGAGCGGACACGGCGCGGAUCCGGAAAACCCCCCUGACGAGGAGGAGGAGGAGAAGGCCAGCACACAUUCUCUUCUCAGAGUGAUCCGCUCGACUGGUCUGAAAUGUCUGAAUGCGCUCUUCCAAAACGCACAGUCUUUCCAGUGGGCGCCGUAUCAAGACAUCAUCAUUGAAGAGGUUGUUGUUCCAAGACUUGACAAUCUACCUGUCGAGACGACUCAGGGAGUGUCGGGCAUGCUGCAGCUCUUCUCGACCUGGUCAGUUCUUCCUCGUGUCGCUCUCUUCCUCGCGCCACACGACAAGGUUCUUCCGGAUGGAGUUCUUCCCAAGGUCAUUGAGACCCUCUCAACCAAAGGCAAGGACGAGGUCAAGAUUCAUGUGCUAGCAAUCAUUCGCAACCUAGUGAAGCUUGCCACCGCGCCCGCUCAAGAGUCGGAGUACAACGAGGUUAUCAAAGCCGAGCUCCUUGACACGAAUGCUGCAGCGAUCCUAGCCCAGAUCACAACCGUUCUGGAUAUGUCAGGCCUCAGCAAUGACCUGUUAGAAGCUUGUGUGGAGACCAUCUUGUCUUUGGCGCCGAUUGUUCAGGAUCCCCAGGACAUUCAGUCUGUGAUCAAGAUUUCCAUCUUCCUCCUGAACCAACCCCCGCGACGAGUCAGCCCUAAGCUCAAGGGUAGAAUCCUCCUCAUUGUUGAACAAUACGUCACACGUUCCAAUGCCGUUAAGGACCGAUCACUCCUUGACGACGUAUACGACACUGUUUCAUCUCUCUACAGCUAUUUCAAGGACCAAGAGAACCGACAGUCCCUGUCAAGGGCGUUGCUGGCUCUCGCUGGGAAAGACAAUGAUCUGGUGGAAGUUGCUGGACUCUGCGAAGCCCUCAAUUCGUUCAAAGAGGGUCGGAUCGAGGAGCCAGAUUACGACAAACGUCUCGCCGCCUUCAGUUCCAUUUCAGGUGACCGGGAGGUCCCUCUCACUCCAAAGCAGUGGCUUCCUCUGCUUCACAACCUGAUUUUCCAUAUUCGAGACGACGAAGAGUUUGGAAUUCUCUCAUCAAACUCGGCCGAUGGCAUUCGACGAUUCAUUCGAGAUGUGGCUGCUUGUACAGUUGAUGCGUCAAAGGAGAAGUUCGACACCUACCUGCGAGACGUCAUCCUCCCUGCUCUCUAUGUCGGGGCCCGCGAACCCUCCGACACCGCUCGACGAGAGUAUCUCCGGGUCAUGGGACACCUCAUAAUGACAAUGCCCGAGUGGGAGCCCAUUGCCGACCUCAGCGCCUUGUUGAAUGACAGGACAGAGGAGACUGCAGAGCCAACCUUCUUCUUCAACAUUCUGAGUCCUGCGACCUCGAGGCAAUUGGAGGCUCUUCAGAUUCUCGAGGCUGCCAACAGCCAGAAGGAGAUGGGUAGCCAGAAUCUUGCUCAGUUCUUUAUCCCACUUCUGGAGCAUUUCAUUUUCGGUCGCACUGAUGGAAGUGAUGACCAUGGACUCGGUGCUCAGGCGACCAAUACUAUCGGUAACCUGGCAAAGUCUCUGCACUGGAAGCAUUACCGUACUACCUUCCAGAGGUACAUCGGCUACGUCGAGUCAAAGCCCGAUCUUCAGAAACAGACAAUCCGUCUCCUGGGCAAGUUUUCUGAUGCCCUCAUUGCUGCAUCUGAGGAGAUUCCAGAGGAACGCAUGGAAGUGGACCAAGUCGAUGCCUCGUCAUCCACCAGCACAAGGCUUCCUCUCACGAUUCCAAAGUCAGAGAAGCUGCAUGCCGAGGUAGAAAACUCCUUCCUGCCCACGCUCAUCAAGCAUCUUCAUCUGAAGGAUGAGUCAGAGGUCAGUUACCGUGUCCCUGUUGGUGUGGUCAUCAUCAGGCUCCUGAAACUCCUACCUUCGGAGCAAAUGGAUCAGAAGUUGGCCGGUGUCUUGACGGAUAUCAGCCACAUUCUUCGAAGUAAAUCUGUGGAGGCUCGAGACAUGGCUCGAGAUACCCUGGUCAAGAUUGCUGUCAACCUUGGCCCCUCAUUCUUUGGCUUCAUUCUCAGGGAACUUCGAGGAGCUCUCACCAGAGGAUACCAGCUUCAUGUGCUCUCGUACACGAUGCACUCGAUCUUGGUUGCAGUCAUCCCUGGCUACUCUCCUGGUGACUUGGACUACUGCCUUCCAACCAUCGUGAUGGUUAUUAUGGACGACAUCUUCGGCGUGAUCGGACAGGAGAAGGAUGCCGAAGGAUACACCAGCCAGACAAAGGAGAUCAAGAGCAGCAAGAGUCAGGACUCGAUGGAGCUGGUUGCCAAGAAUGCGUCCGUCAACCAGCUCAUUGAGCUUGUCAGGCCUCUGCGAGCCCUCCUGAUGCAAAAGGUUGACCUCAAGAUGAUUCGCAAGAUUGAUGCUCUCAUGACGCGUAUUACUGCCGGUCUCCUUCAAAACCCAGCUGCCGAAAGCCGCGACACUCUGGUCUUCUGCUACGAGGUCAUUCAAGACGUCUACAACUCACAGAAGCCCGAAGUUGAAGAGAAGAUCGAUCCGCGGGUCAAGAAGUACUUGGUCCAGAAGGGUGCCAAGAAGAGCGGCGAGCGAGGUAGGACAACCAAGAACACCUACAAGCUCAUUCGCUUCGCCGUCGACAUUCUUCGGGCCAUCUUGAAGAAGCACGACAGCCUGAGGAAUGCUGCCAACAUCUCUGGCUUUGUCCCUAUUCUGGGUGAUGCCUUUGUGGGCGGCGAGGAUGAGGUGAAGAUCUCAGCCUUCAGACUACUGGCUGUCAUCGUCAAGGUGCCAUUCCCUGAUGACCAGGCCGAUAAGCUCUACAAGGUUGCUGUCAAGGAAGCAACAAAGGGUAUCUCGAUGGCGGUCUCUACCACGACUGACCUGUCUCAAGCAGCGCUCAAGAUGCUGGCUGUUGUCCUUCGAGACCGCCGAGAUGUGCCGGUCAAGGACGCGGCAAUCGACAUGCUGCUUGCCAAGCUUAAGGAUGAUCUGACGGAGCCCCUGUAUCGACACGUCACAUUCAACUUUUUGCGAUCGGUUCUGGACCGACAUAUCGAAACCGCAGCCAUCUACGACACUAUGGACUAUGUCGGAACAGUCAUGAUCACCAACGACGACAAGGAUACUCGUGAUCUGGCACGAGGCGCCUUCUUCCAGUUCAUUCGAGAGUACCCUCAGAAGAAGGCCCGUUGGGCCAAGCAGCUCAACUUUAUCGUCGCCAAUCUCAAGUACGACCGAGAAGGUGGUCGUCUGUCUGUCAUGGAGAUUGUCCACCUGUUGCUCAUGAAGUCUUCCGAUGACUUCGUCCAGGAGGUUGCCGCCACUUGUUUCCUCCCGCUAUUCUUUGUCCUUGCCAACGAUGACAGCGAGAAGUGUCGACUUGCAGCGGGUGAGCUGCUAAAGGAGAUCUUCCGCAAGGCUGACAAGGAGAGGACGCAGACUUUCUUGGGCCUGUUGCGUUCGUGGCUCGACAAGGAUGGGAACGAGGCAGUUAUCAAGCUUGCCCUUCAAGUCUUUGGCUACUACCUCGAAGCCCAUGAAAACGCCUCGAAGAACAAGAAGGACUUCAAGCUUGUUAUUUCCAAGGUCAACGGCGUCAUCGAAGCUGAGGAUAUCCGUGAAGUUGACGGAGAGCUUCUGGAGGCUGCGCUGGGAGUUGUCCGAGCCUCUAUGACCGUGUUCCCCGACAAGAUCCUGGCAAGCAAUAGUGAGGACAUGUGGGCGAACAUUGCCAAGUGUCUCUCUCAUCCUGAUACACCUGUCAAGGUGGCAUCCAUCGGGCUGAUCAGCUCCUUCUUGGCUGAUUUCGCACAGAAGGCUGGUAGCACCCCUAUUGGCGAGGCGGUGGAGGGCAGCUAUGGACUUGAACUUGAUCUGGCAAAGGUACAGGAUCUUGUCAGACAGGCGCUUGGUGUUGUGGCGACUCGUGAUGUGGAUGAGAAACUGGGAGCAGAGGCUGUCCAGGUUCUCGUUUUCCUGGCUCCUCGCCUGCCCGUGCGACCUCCCGUCGAAGAAGAAGAAGAGAGCGAAAGCGAGGAACAGGCAGAGGAACAGGAGGACGCUGAUGAAGUCGAGGAGAAGCAACGAAAGACGGAUCUCCAGCAUCUGUUCUGGAAGCUGUCUCACAUCAUCCGAAGGGAGAUCCCUCCCAGAGCGGUGGCCAUCACGCCCAAGGUUGCUGCUAUGGAGGUUCUUGAGACUGUUUGCCGCAGGUCUCCUUUGGAUCGCCUGCAGCCAUCUCUCAAGACCAUCCUAGUGCCGCUGCACAACCUCACCGACCCCUCGAUUGCGCCGCCAUUCUCGAACGAUGAGCUCUUCAAGACAAAGCACGAGGGCCUCAAGACCAGAGCGCAGAUUCUCAUGGAUGCCCUGCAGAAGAAGUUUGGAACGGCCGAGUACACGAAGCAGCUGCUGGCGAUCAGGGAGGAAGUGAGGGCCAAGAGAGAGCAGCGGUCGAGCAAGAGAAAGAUCGAGGCGCUCGCGCACCCUGAGAAGUAUGGACGGGACAAGCGGAAGAAGUUUGAGAAGAACAAGGAGCGGAAGAAGACGCGAUCCAAGGAGCAAAAGGUGAUGAGGCAGUCGUACAAGCGGUGGUGA
Molecule: messenger RNA, 7920 nt
Organism: Fusarium keratoplasticum
Lineage: Eukaryota; Fungi; Ascomycota; Sordariomycetes; Hypocreales; Nectriaceae
Product: DRIM domain-containing protein
Exons: 2
Coding region: 1-7920 (2639 amino acids)
Cellular component (GO): 90S preribosome; small-subunit processome; nucleolus
Source: RefSeq, a predicted model, not a curated record